Polyodon spathula (Mississippi paddlefish) is the source of this 2533-nucleotide messenger RNA. RefSeq names its product thioredoxin-interacting protein-like. The record is from RefSeq and is a predicted model, not a curated record. Gene Ontology annotation, cellular component: cytoplasm. Lineage: Eukaryota; Metazoa; Chordata; Actinopteri; Acipenseriformes; Polyodontidae. The transcript has 7 exons. Gene Ontology annotation, molecular function: ubiquitin protein ligase binding. Bases 202 to 1377 code for a protein of 391 amino acids. Gene Ontology annotation, biological process: protein transport.
AUUUGUUUAUAGCGCUUAGGUUACAACAGCAGAGAGAAAAGAGGCAGCAGGCAAUCGAAAUAAGCACUCGAUGAGCAAGCUGCAUGGUCGAAACUAUUUCAAUAAAGUAAACCUUUUCUUCAACGCAGCGUAGAACUACUAAAACCAUUCGCAUUGAUAAACUCGAGGGGUGUAUAAUAAUACAAAAAAAAAAGAGCCAAAAUGGUUGUGAUGACAAAGAAGAUGAAGAACUUCGAGGUGGUUUUCAGCGACCCCAGCAAGACUUACUCGAGCGGAGAUAAAGUGGCCGGGCGGGUUUUGGUGGAGGUCGCCGAGGUGACCAAGGUGACAGCGGUGCGAGUGAUCGGCAUAGGCUGCGCCAAAGUGGAGUACGCCAAGGGCAAGCAGCGCUGCCGUGAAGACGUGGACUACCUCCGCUACGAGGACACGGUCACCCUGGAUGACCAGCCAGCAGAUGCCGAUGGUUCAGUGAUACUGAGACCCGGGAAGAAAUACGAGUACAAAUUUGGAUUUGAGCUUCCACAGCAAGGGCAGCUGGUCUCCUCCUAUAAGGGGAAGUUUGGCAGCGUACAAUACUACGUCAAAGCCUUUCUGGAGCGUCCCAGUCAACCGUUACUGGAAACCAGGACCAACUUCGAAGUUGUGGAGCCCAUUGACGUCAACACACCAGACUUGAUGUCACCCGCCACUGGGACUAAAGGAAAGAAGGUGACUUGCAUGUUCAUUUCAGACGGACAGGUGUCACUCAAUGCCAAAAUCGACAGGCGAGGCUUUUGUCAAGGAGAGGACAUCACGAUCGAUGCGGACUUUGAAAACUCCUGCUCUCGCAUUGUGGUGCCCAAAGCGGCCAUCAUUGCCAAGCACACCUACCAGGCCAACGGGCGCACCAAAGUCUUCCAGCAGAAGCUGUCCUCCGUCCGGGGGAACCACAUCAUCUCGGGCAUGUGCGAAACCUGGAGGGGCAAGACCAUUCGCGUGCCCAAGAUCAAGCCCUCUAUCCUGGCGUGCAACAUUAUCCGGGUGGAAUACUUCCUCAUGAUCUACAUCCACAUCCCUGGCUCAGACAAGCUGGUCCUGGAGCUGCCUCUGGUCAUCGGCACGAUCCCAUACAGUGGCUGCAGCAGCCGCACCAACAGCAUGAGCAGCCAGGAGGGCAGCAGCGCCAACAACAGCUGGGUGUCCCUUCGCCUCCCUGAAGCGCCUCCAAGUUACUGUGACAUCGCCAAAGACUGCCGCAUGGAGAGCCCUACCACGCCACUGCUGGACGACUACGAUGGCAGCGACAGCCCUCUCUUCAUGUCAGCACCGCAGUUCCAGUUCUGUCCACCCCCAGCCUACUCUGAGGCUGACGAAGACUGCAAUGACAACGCUCUGUAGAUUUGCUAAUCAAGGGGUCGCUUAGCAACUUUCUGCCGUGGGGUUUGCACAACCUUUCUCGGCACAUUUCGGGGGAAUUCCGACAUGUCCUGUGACCGAAGGCCAGCCCGCGCCUUGGUCUUGAGAGGCAGGCUGGCUUUUUUUGAGAAGAGAAGGAGGCCUGCUUGACGUCACCCUGUGUGCCGACACAAGUCCAGAAACUUUCUCAGCCAGGGUCUAUUUGAUGCUCUGAAAAAAAAAAAAAAUAGAAAAGAAAGGCCUAUAGCUGACCGUUUUCUUUUUAUUUCAACAUUUAGUUUCACAUCUGUUUAAUUUCUAAAGAAAUCUAGAAACUAGAAUUGUGAACCAAAGUAGUACUGAAGGCUGAGGCAUCAGGCCCGAAGCCCCAGUCUGGAUUUAGCGGCUCUGCCCUCUCUUUGCUGCUUCCUUGGGGUUAGCCGUCCAUGCGAAUCAUUGAAGUCAUUCCAGUAAUCCUGUUUUUACAGAGGACAUGCAUUAAUGGCUGUGAGGGGGUUGAAAGGAGAACUACAGAACCGAAGGGAUUUGAGUAUUUCCUAGUCAAGAAAGCAGCAACGGUCAUGUACAGCAAAAGAUAUUUGAAUUUGUAUUCAGUAAGACUACCAGCAACAGGGUUUCCUCUUUCGUCAAUCAGAGGGAGGGAGAUCUAUUACUUGGUCUUCCAAAGUUAUUGUAAAUCAGUGUUUUCUUAAUUUGUUUUGAUUGUAUUACAGCACUUUCUAACGAUGCAAAUUGAUCUAAAACUGCCUGUCAGGAAAGUGACAAAUUCCACUAUUUAUCUUCUGGAUUUUGUUACUGUUUUAAAAAUAUUAUAUAAACAGAGUCUUGUAUGUCUGAAGAUGUUUUUUUUUUUUGAUGGUCAGAGCAAUGUGAGUUAAAAUACUUUUUAAAAUCUAAGGGAAACCAUUUAGGAAAAAGGUAGUAAAUACCCAAACUGAAGACGCCUCCAGUGCCAAAUUUGAAACUCUGCUUAAAACAGCAUUCAUUUGCUCUGACAAAUCAACAGAAAUAAAAUAUGUACCUUGCUGUGUCUGUAUUGUUUGAGGACUGCUCUCAGCACUGCUUUUGUCAUUGGGUGAAUCCGAACACACGUUUAGAUGUUCUCGUUUUGAAUCUGUGAAAAAAGAGAUUUUAAAAU